This is a messenger RNA of Anopheles coustani, 1698 nucleotides long. RefSeq lists its product as uncharacterized. The transcript has a single exon. The coding region runs from base 20 to 997 and encodes 325 amino acids. NCBI's taxonomy places the organism in Eukaryota, Metazoa, Arthropoda, Insecta, Diptera, Culicidae. The record is from RefSeq and is a predicted model, not a curated record.
ACGGAAGUAAUCAACCGGAAUGUCAACCGCGUACAAACAUCUCUACUCGUGUGUAACGUUUUUAAUUUUUAUAUUUGUGGUUAAUUUCUACAAAAAUCGUAUCGGUGUCAGUCGCGAACGGGAAGCGUCGUUUCGGGCGUCGUCGUCGAAGUUCAAGCGUACCGGAGCCCUCAACAGGCCGCUGCCUCUCGGUGAACCAGGGGAGGAUUUUUUCUUCGGCUUUCCCACGUUCGACGGUCCAUCGAAAUAUCCUAGCGGAGAUGAGGGCACCAUCGGUGUUUGGGACCGUUUGAAGCAAUACCCGGGCCGGUGUUUGGAUGUGGAGGUGUUUUUCAUACCACCCAGUACACCAGGUGGGAGGCCACGAAGUGGUCCGGAUCCAGAAGGUUUGCACUACAAAACGCUGCAAGCUGCCCGUAGAAAGGAUCAACUCGUACAUCCGGAAGAAACGAACUCCUCAGUGUACGUGUUUCUCUCGGUGCUGGUGAUUCUGCUGCUUGCGGCCGGGGUUGAUAUCGUCAAACACCUCACCGCAGUCCGAACACCCCAGGAACACACCCAGCGACGCCUUUCGCUGCAAAACUACCAGGCGUUGAUACGCGAAAAGCAAAAACAAUUCCGCAUGAUGAAGCAACACUACUCACAGCCCUCGAUGAGCAUCCAGCGGUCGAUGGAUGAACAGGCGUUCCCACCACAAUUCCCACGAGCCGCGGAGGAACCGCCCUCGAUGGGACUGCCGGCCCCACUGCUACGUAGGCAAUCCGUUCCAGCGCUGAUGCGAACACAACCGGGUCUGGGACAAGCUGGCCCCGCUCCAGCGGGUAUCGUGAUGGGAGGAAGAAAUGGCGGCCCCUCACCAUUUGGACGGCGCACGUCAGUGGAUUCCUUCUGGGACACGGACGCCCAUAUGACGAAGGCUUCGAUGCCCUCUGGUGGGCUUGGGAAUGGAUCGUCACCGGAGGUUAGACGACGCGUUCGGAUGUUGCACCGCCACUAGGAAACGGAUUGCAAUUGCCGAGCAUUGCCAUAUCAUGGGACGAAAAGUCCCAUCUAGUCAUGGUAAGGUUCAUGUAAGAAUACGAAAUUCGAUGUGAUCUCUUCUUGCAACUGAUAAGAAACAAAUACGGUAGAUAAACACUUAUACAUUUAGCAAGCAAACUCUUGCUCUUAGAAGAAGCACGUUUUUCACCGUAUUUAAACCGAUUUGGACAUUUUAAAAUUCCUCCACCACUAAAAUUGCCAGUACAAUCAUAUCUGUAUAGAAAGAUGUGUCUAUUUAAAUAUUUACAACGCAGUCAAACUGUUUCAAACUCUGUAGUUAAUAUAUGCAUUUUUAGGGACUUUUCGAAAAUACUAAACAAAAGAAAAGACGUGAAAUAAUGCAGAUUUUUUAACACACUUUUACACAGGGUUCAAGACGAUGUUGGAAGAAAUUUUUUGCACACGCUCUUCACUUGAUUUAUUACAAAUGAACUAUGAAGUAACUUGUGCUUAAGAAAAUUAUAUGACAAGAAGCUCGGAUAAGUGAAUUCAGUAGGCGAUGAAUUAUUUAGCCUGCUACGUCGUAGGACUGUUUCUUUUCGAUAGUGUUUUUUUUUCCUUAUAUUUUGCCUCCCUUCCCUUGGGAGGGUCGAUAGAAAUUCAAUCGAUAAACAUAUGUUUCUCAUUUCCCAAACUCCCAGGAAGAAGGAGAGUUCA